Messenger RNA from Boeremia exigua, 1674 nucleotides. Its product is annotated as laccase-2 precursor. Gene Ontology annotation, cellular component: high-affinity iron permease complex. The transcript is spliced from 5 exons. Gene Ontology annotation, molecular function: ferroxidase activity; copper ion binding. NCBI's taxonomy places the organism in Eukaryota, Fungi, Ascomycota, Dothideomycetes, Pleosporales, Didymellaceae. The coding region runs from base 1 to 1674 and encodes 557 amino acids. Gene Ontology annotation, biological process: reductive iron assimilation; cellular response to iron ion starvation. The record is from RefSeq and is a predicted model, not a curated record.
AUGCUCGCUUCUUUCACACUUUUGCUGGCAGCAUGCACGGCCUUGGCGUCUGCAAAGGUGGUCACCUAUGACUUCGACAUUGGUUGGGUUACGGCCGCCCCAGAUGGCUACUCUAGACAGGUCAUUGGUAUCAAUGGCAAGUGGCCUGUGCCUAUGAUUGAAGCAGAUGUAGGCGACACUAUUAUCGUAAAUGCCAAAAACUCUCUUGGUAAUCAAGCCACAUCGCUUCAUUUCCAUGGGAUGUUCCAGCAAGGAUCAGCUCAGUCUGACGGCCCUGUGUCGCUCACACAAUGUGCCAUUCAACCUGGGGGCUCGUACACAUACACUUUUAUCGCCAACCCGGCAGGAACACACUGGUAUCACUCGCACAACAAAGGACAGUAUCCCGAUGGUCUCCGUGGCAAGAUGGUCAUUCACGAUAAGGCAUGGGAGUCUAGCCUAAACAUAAACUCACAAAUGACAUACUCUAUGUCUGACUGGUAUCACCGACAGAUGCCUGAUAUUAUCAACGACUACAUGAGCCCGAGUAAUACGAAUGGCGAUCUACCGUCUCCGGACUCGAUCCUGUUUGACGACAAGAAGCAAGGUCAAAACAUUCAGAUCGCUGCUGGCAAGCGAUACCUACUCAGAAUCGUCAACGUUGGUGCUUUGGCAUGCGGUCAGUUCCAUAUCGAAGGCUAUAAACUUAAUGUUGUCGAAACAGAUGGUGUGCAGGUUCAAUCUACACAAGCAGAUACCAUUCUCAUCUGCGCAGGACAAAGUUACGGUGUGGUCGUGGAAGGAAAGUCCGCCUCGCUGGGUCUCUCAGCCAACGCAAACUAUAUUGUCAAGCUCACAACGGAUAUGCUUACUAGUAACAUUCCACCGGCAAGUCAGAUCACCAUCAUUGGCAACAUUGUGCAAAGUCUUCUGGGAAGUUUGCUCAGUAUCGUCCAAAAUCUCCUUGAUUUGAACUGGGCUCCAGCUGCUACUUUUGACGACUUCAACUUGAAGCCUCUAGAUGGCCAAAAGCUUCUUUCGCCGGUUGACAACAAGAUUGAGCUUGCGACAAAUCAGACCUUCUACCCUGGCAUCGGCACACGCACAGGCCUCGGGCCUCAACCUUGGGUGCCUGCGAAGGUCCCUUCGCUGUUCACUGCACUCACAACUGGCAACGCAGCUCUUGACCCUGCGACUUACGGCCCCGGUGUCAAUCCGUGGGUGGUCAGGUCAGGUCAAGUCGUCCAGAUCCAUCUACAAAACACCCACCCAUAUCCACAUCCCAUGCAUCUUCAUGGUCACGUUUUCCAGAUUGUAGCAAAAGGAGUUGGAUCUUGGAACGGCAACGAAGGAUCAUUGCCCGCUGUGCCCUCCAAGCGUGACGGCGCUGUGGUACCGGCUGAAGGCUAUAUUGUCCUCCGCUUCAAGGCUGACAACCCUGGUGUGUGGUUCUUCCACUGUCACAUCGACCUGCAUCUUGUUGGCGGCAUGGCUGCGACGAUCAUAGAAGCACCAGAUGUCCUGCAGAGUCAGCAAUCGAUCUCAUCGGCAUCACAAGGACUGUGCAGUGCCAGCAAUUCACCGUCAAGUGGUAAUUGCAAUGGUGGUCAGGGUGCUAUCUCCGCAAGCGACGCCGCGAGCAAGUGCAACAAUGUGUACAACUUCAAGGGGCCGAAUUCCGCUGUUGUUAGCUGA